This is a messenger RNA of Caenorhabditis briggsae, 2157 nucleotides long. Gene Ontology annotation, biological process: response to oxidative stress. NCBI's taxonomy places the organism in Eukaryota, Metazoa, Nematoda, Chromadorea, Rhabditida, Rhabditidae. Bases 1 to 2157 code for a protein of 718 amino acids. The transcript is spliced from 9 exons. Gene Ontology annotation, molecular function: heme binding; peroxidase activity. The record is from RefSeq and is a predicted model, not a curated record.
AUGCUUAUGACGACUUCAAUCUUGUUAUUCAUAGGAGCACUUGGUGAAGUGACUGAGGAAACCGAGCGAAUCGUGGAAGAUGCGGUUUUGAGAGCAUUGGAUUCGUUGAAUGCUCAAGUGGAUUCUUCCAGCGAACAAACUUCAGAACACAUUAUUGUGUCACAACAAGCCAACAGCGAAUCUAAGAUUGCUCAGUUCACCGGAGAGGUUUUGGAGGAGGCAACAAGGAUUUUGGUAGAGGAGUUUGGAAUGGAUAUUCUUCCAAUGGCAAACGAAGUAAUCAACAAGUGGAAAGCAGAGGAUGAAGAAUCACUAGCUGAAACCACAACAUCCCAUCCUGAAACCACACCCUCCGAACCUUCCCGUCGUAAACGAAACGCGAUAAUCCGCCCGAAACGACAAGCCACUCGCCGCGGACGACGAUGCUUCACUCCACCUACUGACUGCAAUAACAGAUUCCAUACCACAACUCGUGCAAUCACAGGAAUUUGUAAUAACCGGCAGAAUCCGGAACUCGGAAAUUCAGUUUCGCCGUUUCGUCGAAUUUUGGGCGGAGCUUCUUACGCAGAUGGUCUCGGAAGAAUAAGAACAAGAAGUGUGAAUGGAGGGAACCUUCCAUCGGCUAGACUCAUCUCCAAUUCUCUGCAUGAUGACAGAAAUAAUCAAGUGUUUUCUCCAACCAUCAACCAUUUGCACAUGAUUAUUGGUCAAUUUAUUGCCCAUGAUGAGAUUUUCAUGCCAUCCUCUGUGGCUAGAGAUGGUGGUGCUCUUGAUUGCUCAGCUUGUAAUGCUGCGACCCGCGUAUCCUCAAACUGUGCUCCAAUCACAAUACCCCGCAAUGAUCCAUACUUCCGAACGCCAUGUAUGCGACUGACACGAGCUCUCAACGGACAAGAAAACUUUGGAGUUCGCACUCAAAUUGAUCAGAACAGCCAUUUCUUGGAUCUGUCCACUGUCUAUGGGUCGGCUGAUUGUGAAGCUGAAACUGUUAGAUCAUUCAUUGAAGGAAAACUUCUCACAUUUGGUGAUCUCGGAUACACUUUGCCCCCACAGAAUCUGAAUGAUUCCAACUGUCAAUCUUUUGCUCCACUUCAUUGUUUUACUUGUGGAGAUUUCAGAAACAGUCUUCAUCCUGCACUUAUUCCAGUUCAUACUGUAUUCAUCAAAGAGCACAACAGACUGGCAGAACAAGUGAGAUUGGCCCGUCCUCGGAUGUCAGAUGAACAAAUAUUCCAACUUGUUCGAAAGAUUAUGAUUGGCACGUGGCAACAUAUUGUGUUCAACGAAUACAUUCCAAAGUAUUUGCCGGCUAGAACCAUUCGAAACUUUGGAUUAAGACCGUUGAGAAGCGGAGCUCACAGGGGAUACAACCCUUCUCAAGACCCAUCUAUCUCAGCCGAAUAUGCCGGAGCAGCAUUUCGAUUUGGUCACAGCCAGGCCAGAUUUGAUUUCCCACGACUUACGGAAGCAGGCCGCCCAGCCGGAAACUUUGAUCUAGGACACGAUAUUUUCUAUGCUGAUCAGAACUAUUUAGCUGGAAUUGGAGGAUGGGAACCUGUUAUGAAUGGGAUGGUGCGAACGCCAUCCAUGAAAUCCGAUCGUUAUUUUUCAUUUGGAAUUAGAAAUCAAAUGUUUGAAAUCAGAGGUAGAAAUGGGUCUGGAGUGGAUCUAGUAUCCGUGAAUAUUCAGAGAGGAAGAGAUAUGGGAUUGUUCCCUUAUAUCAAAUACAGGCAACUCGUUGGUCUACCUCCUGUCUCGACGUUCAGUGAUCUAGACAGCACAAUGUCACAGGAAAACAUUCGGGCUUUAAGAAAUGUGUAUUCGGAUCCAGCAGAUAUUGACUUGUAUGUGGGAAUCAUGUUGGAGGAACCGCUAGCAGGUGGUCAGUUAGGACCAACUGCUUCGUUCAUUAUUGGAGAACAAUUCAAAGCUUUGAAAACUGGAGACCGAUUCUUCUACGAAACAAUCACCGAGGGAACGGAUAAUUUCACACAAGAAGAAAUCGACGAAAUCAGAAACAAUGUGUCUCUGGCAAAACUGAUUUGCACCAACAUGGAUUUUGCCGUAAGAAUCAGUUCGGAUAUUUUUGAUCAUCGAAGCAGACAAGUGGCAUGCUCGUCUCUCCCCCAAAUCAACAUUGAGAAGUUUCUCCGAUAG